Molecule: messenger RNA, 1335 nt
Organism: Peromyscus leucopus (white-footed mouse)
Lineage: Eukaryota; Metazoa; Chordata; Mammalia; Rodentia; Cricetidae
Product: heterogeneous nuclear ribonucleoproteins A2/B1-like
Exons: 2
Coding region: 1-942 (313 amino acids)
Molecular function (GO): RNA binding
Source: RefSeq, a predicted model, not a curated record
AUGGUCCUUGGCAGCAUCCUGGACCUGAAUGUCACCAUGGCCCCUAUUGGCAGUAAUAAAGAUACCUUAGCCCCAAGGCCUCAUUCCAUUAAUGGCAGGGUAGUUGAGCCAAAACGUGUUGUAGCAAGAGAGGAGUCUGGAAAACCAGGUGCCCAUGUGACUGUGAAGAAGCUGUUAGUUGGUGGAAUUAAAGAAGAUACUGAGGAACACCACCUUAGAGAUUAUUUCAAAGAAUAUGGAAAAAUUGAUACUAUUGAAAUAAUUACUGAUAGGCAGUCUGGAAAGAAAAGAGGCUUUGGCUUUGUUACUUUUGAUGACCAGGAUCCUGUGGAUAAAAUUGUAUUGCAAAAAUAUCACACCAUCAAUGGUCACAAUGCAGAAGUUCGAAAGGCAUUGUCUAGACAAGAAAUGCAGGAAGUCCAGAGUUCAAGGAGUGGAAGAGGAGGAAACUUUGGUUUCGGGGAUUCUCGUGGUGGCAGUGGCAAUUUUGGACCAGGACCAGGAAGCAACUUUAGGGGGGGAUCUGAUGGAUAUGGAAGUGGACGUGGAUUUGGGGAUGGCUAUAAUGGGUAUGGAGGAGGACCUGGAGGUGGCAAUUUUGGAGGUAGCCUUGGUUAUGGAGGAGGAAGAGGAGGAUAUGGUAGUGGAGGACCUGGAUAUGGCAACCAGGGUGGGGGCUAUGGAGGUGGUUAUGACAACUAUGGAGGAGGAAAUUAUGGAAGUGGAAAUUACAAUGAUUUUGGAAAUUAUAACCAUCAACCUUCUAACUAUGGCCCAAUGAAGAGUGGAAACUUUGGUGGUAGCAGGAACAUGGGAAGACCAUAUGGAGGAGGAAACUAUGGUCCUGGAGGAAGUGGUGGAAGUGGGGGCUAUGGUGGGAGGGCUGAUACUGAGCUUCUUCCUACUUACCAUGGCCUUCACUGUAUAAAUAGGAGAGGAUGAGAGGCCAGAGGUAACAGAACAGCUUCAGGUUAUCGAAAUAACAAUGUUAAGGAAACUCUUAUCUCAGUCAUGCAUAAAUAUGCAGUGAUAUGGCAGAAGACACCAGAGCAGAUGCAGAGAGCCAUUUUGUGAAUGGAUUGGAUUAUUUAAUAACAGUACCUUACUGUGGAGGAAGGAUUGUAAAAAAAUGCCUUUGAGACAGUUUCUUAGCUUUUUAAUUGUUGUUUCUUUCUAGUGGUCUUUGUAAGAGUGUAGAAGCAUUCCUUCUUUGAUAAUGUUAAAUUUGUAAGUUUCAGGUGACAUGUGAAACCUUUUUUAAGAUUUUUCUCAAAAGUUUUAAAAAGCUAUUAGCCAGGAUCAUGGUGUAAUAAGACAUAACGUUUUUCCUUUAAA